AUGAUUUUUCCUUUUUCGUUUUCUUUAUUGUUCACCAUCGCAGCUGCAGAAGAGUUCAGCUAUUGUCAAUCAGGUGCUGAUUGAGAUGGGCUUUGCGAGAAAGGCGAUGCACAGUCUCCAAUCAAUAUCAUAACUGACAGUAUUACUCAUGAAUCAACUGGACAAGGAAUUCUUCUAACUUAUACAAUGAUUAAAGCCAAAGGAAGCUUUACAGACCAUAACUACCAAGUCACUGGAAAUUUUGUGACUGGGGUUUUUAACAGCAACAACAGUGAUAUAACCGGGUAUGGAAAACAAUUUCAUUUUCACGCUCCUUCAGAGCAUACUGUCAAUGGCGUUCACUAUGACUUAGAAAUGCAUAGCGUGCAGUAUAAUAAGACUGGAAGCCCGAUCUUUGUAAUUGGAGUCUUAUUUCAGCUGACUCCCCCUUUAAAAUGAAACAAAAUAUAGGCAAAUUUGCAUUUUUUCUAUAGGGAAAUUUUAAUUGUUAUAUAAUUAGCUUCAGCUUAAUAUAAUUGAAGAAGUCAAGUAGAUAAUUGUUUAAACAAUUUUCACACUAAAUUGAUUAAUUUUUGAACUAAUUCUUUAUAAAAAUUAAAAUUAAAAGUAUUGCGUUCAAUAUUUUUUUUUAAAUUUGAAAAUUUUUAUAGUUAAAAUGACUAAACCCCUAAAAUUGGAAUAGUUGUUUUGUUCAAUUAAAGGGGGAGUGAAUGACAAAAGUAACGAUUUUCUUGAAAAAGUCAUAGACUCCUAUUCUAUUUAUACAAAUAUCGAUCUUUCAGAAGCUUUUGAUGGAGAAGAGGAUUUAAUUAAUUUUUACUAUUAUCAAGGAUCAUUGACAACUCCACCAUGCACUGAAGGAAUAAAUUGGUUUGUUUGGGACAAAAUCCAAGAUGUGAAUCAGACCCAGUUAGACUUUUUUACUAGCCGCUGGGCUGGGUCUUCGUCAUUUGCGUGUGGGAAAGGAAAUAAUAGACUGACUCAAGAGCUUCAUAAUAGGACCGUUUACAGAUAUGACAAUUCAGUUAUAUUGAUGCUAGGAGUGCCUAUUGUAGCUUUGCUUAUGCAUUAA
Blepharisma stoltei is the source of this 1072-nucleotide messenger RNA. The record is from the annotation of a GenBank genome assembly. Lineage: Eukaryota; Ciliophora; Heterotrichea; Heterotrichida; Blepharismidae.